AUGGAUGAAGUAAUUGAUCAUUGGAAAAAGCUCCGCUUUGAUGAUUUCGAGCCGGCGAAAGAGGGUGAAUCCAAAAUUACCGUCUCCGACGAGUUGGAAGAGAUAAUGGAUAAGUUUUCAAAAGCGGGUGCGCCUAAAAAGCCGAAAAGUAAACAAGAGGACACAUCAACUAAAUGGGAUCCUUCUUACUUUGAACAUGUUGAUACAUUGAUCCCGGAUCCACCAACACCAAAGUCCAAGUGUAGUGCUAACAAAGGAGACCGUAUUUCGAAGCCGCCGCGCACACCUCCGACCAAGAAACCUCUGAUGAUCUACAUUGACGAGAUGCCUCUUUUUAUGCACAAAUUUAUUGAUAACAUAGUUGAUGUUGGCACGGACGGUAAUUGUAGGUAUCGAGCCAUUGCCGGUUUGCUUGGAAGAGGAGAAGAAAAUCACACACUUAUUCGACAGGCACUUAUUUCGGAGUUGACUUUGCAUAGGGACAUGUACGACUGA
Molecule: messenger RNA, 495 nt
Organism: Vicia villosa (hairy vetch)
Lineage: Eukaryota; Viridiplantae; Streptophyta; Magnoliopsida; Fabales; Fabaceae
Exons: 2
Coding region: 1-495 (164 amino acids)
Source: RefSeq, a predicted model, not a curated record